This is a messenger RNA of Rhagoletis zephyria (snowberry fruit fly), 1113 nucleotides long. RefSeq names its product Troponin C-akin-1 (gene Tina-1). NCBI's taxonomy places the organism in Eukaryota, Metazoa, Arthropoda, Insecta, Diptera, Tephritidae. Gene Ontology annotation, molecular function: gamma-glutamylaminecyclotransferase activity. Gene Ontology annotation, cellular component: cytosol. The record is from RefSeq and is a predicted model, not a curated record.
UUCAGUUGAAGUUUUGCUCUCCAACCAUACACAUCGUCUGUUAAUAUCUCCAGUGGAGCUGAAAAAAGAUUUAUUUCAAAAAAUAUAUAUUUUGGAUAAGGCAGCGCUGUACUUAAGGGUUAAGAGCCAAACACAUCGCCGCAGUAUUUUUAAGCAGUUUUUUUGCUGAAUUUAUAAUUUUAUUUAGCGUGUGACAGCAACAACAAUGACCAACAUCAGGAAAGCAGCCUCUUCUCUACAAAAACUCUUCGUUUGCGGCGCCUUGAAAUAUGGCCAACCUAGUCAUUCCAUACUCGCCAACUCCGGCAAUGGUUAUGCGAAAUUCUGGUGUCGCGCCACAACCACGGAGAAACUGCCGCUCGUGAUAGCCACACGCUACAACAUUCCAUUCUUGUUGAACAAGCCCGGUGUUGGUAAUUAUGUUUUGGGUGAAAUUUACGAAGUUGAUGAUAAGAUGCUGAGAUCAUUGGAUAACCUGGAGGAUUGUCAGGAUGUAUUCACACGGGAUAUGCAGGAUAUGAAUAUCGGCGUGGGUGAGGGCACGGUUCCCUGUUGGGUGUAUUUGCUGCAAAAGUAUCCUGAAAAGCUGCUAUCUCUGCCAUAUCUCUCCAGCUAUGAGAAUAGCGCCACCCAUCCGUAUGUAAUGCGCAAUCGUCGCACGCACAAGCAUCCUCCCCAAGAGGAUCUCGCCUACACUGCUGCUUAAUCACUGUGCCAGGCACAUUAAACAAGAUAUUUGGCUAACUGUGUGAUUAGCACUUAGUUGCGCUGUGUAUGCAGUUUUAUAGCAUGGAAUGCUCUAACAGUUGCCCAAUUUUUUCUUGACCAAUGGAGGAGAUAUGGCGAGGCAUAGUAACUUAUGAAAAUUCCAAUGUCGAUAUUAGCUGCACUUUUGUAGUUUUUAAAUGUAGCCGUAUAAAAUUUAUAUACAUAAAUAUCUUACAUACAUAUAGAAACUUACGAAUACUUAACGUCUGGUCUUCAUAACAAUGCCUAAAUUCCUUUAAAAAUGGAGUGUAUUGUUAAAAAAAAAAAUAAGUGUAUUCUGAAACCGUAAUUUUAAGUUAAAUUGCGAAUAAAAUAUUUGAUAAAAAAUAUAUGUAUUAAAAAAAA